Messenger RNA from Trichoderma gamsii, 1188 nucleotides. RefSeq names its product spermidine-3. Gene Ontology annotation, molecular function: spermidine synthase activity. The record is from RefSeq and is a predicted model, not a curated record. The transcript has 3 exons. Gene Ontology annotation, biological process: spermidine biosynthetic process. Gene Ontology annotation, cellular component: cytosol. The coding region runs from base 1 to 1188 and encodes 395 amino acids. Lineage: Eukaryota; Fungi; Ascomycota; Sordariomycetes; Hypocreales; Hypocreaceae.
AUGAUUGCUGCCUCCCGCCUACGGCUGCUGUCCGUCGCGCAGCGCCAGAGCCGGAAUCAGAUCCAGAACCACAUUCUUGGGCUCAAGUCGGUGAAAAGUGCGCCAAAAAUUUUCACCCCACCAGACUCAAGCCCAGCUACGGCUUGUCGCGAGUUAGGCGCUCGGCUCCCUGCGUCUGGGCUCCCUAACUUUUCUCGCCCGCCGUCACUCUCUUUUCUUUCUUCUCCUUUCUCUUCUUCUCCUUCAUUGAUACCCCGUGUUUUAUCCUCACGAGUCCUUCACACCACAGCCAAAAUGUCCAACGAAAUUGUCCACCCCACCAUCCAAGCUCCAACACUAGAUGGCUGGUUCCGCGAAAUCUCCAACAUGUGGCCCGGCCAGGCCAUGACCCUCAAGGUCGAAAAGGUCCUGCACCACGAGAAGAGCCAGUACCAGGACGUGCUCAUCUUCAAGUCCACCGACUACGGCAACGUCCUCGUCCUCGACAACGUCAUCCAGGCCACCGAGCGCGACGAGUUCUCCUACCAGGAGAUGAUUACCCACCUCGCCAUGAACUCCCACCCCAACCCCAAGAAGGUCCUCGUCAUCGGCGGCGGUGACGGCGGCGUCCUCCGCGAGGUUGUCAAGCACGACUGCGUCGAGGAGGCUAUCCUCUGCGACAUUGACGAGGCCGUCAUCCGCCUGUCCAAGCAGUUCCUCCCCCACAUGUCCGUCGGCUUCGACCACCCCAAGUCCAAGACCCACGUCGGCGACGGCUUCAAGUUCCUGGACGACUACAAGAACACCUUCGACGUCAUCAUCACCGACUCUUCUGACCCCGAGGGUCCCGCCGAGAGCCUCUUCAAGAAGCCCUACUUCCAGCUUCUCCACGACGCCCUCCGCGAGGGCGGUGUCAUCACUACCCAAGGUUCUGAGAACCAAUGGCUCCACCUUCCUCUCAUCACCCAGCUGAAGAAGGACUGCAAGGAGAUCUUCCCCGUCGCCGAGUACGCCUACACCACCAUCCCCACCUACCCCUCCGGCCAGAUCGGCUUCAUGGUCUGCUGCAAGGACGCCAACCGCAACGUCCGCGUUCCCCUGCGCAGCUGGACCCCCGAGGAGGAGGAGCAGAAGUGCCGCUACUACAACGCCGAGAUCCACAAGGCCAGCUUCAUCCUGCCCACCUUUGCUAAGAAGGCUCUGGAGUAA